Messenger RNA from Neodiprion fabricii, 2926 nucleotides. RefSeq names its product 26S proteasome non-ATPase regulatory subunit 2 (gene Rpn1). NCBI's taxonomy places the organism in Eukaryota, Metazoa, Arthropoda, Insecta, Hymenoptera, Diprionidae. Gene Ontology annotation, biological process: proteasome-mediated ubiquitin-dependent protein catabolic process; regulation of protein catabolic process. Gene Ontology annotation, molecular function: enzyme regulator activity. The coding region runs from base 151 to 2832 and encodes 893 amino acids. The record is from RefSeq and is a predicted model, not a curated record. Gene Ontology annotation, cellular component: proteasome regulatory particle, base subcomplex; proteasome storage granule; proteasome complex. The transcript is spliced from 4 exons.
GCAAAGUGACUCGCAAAUCGUUCUCAUCACCACGGCAGUCUUUAACCUAACCAAGGAAGUUUUGACGGAUUGCCGAAUAUCUUGAAGCUGAAUAUCACCUGCUCCGAUAUCGAAUAUCAAAUUAACUAAAAAGACGUAAUAAUUAGAAAUAUGCCAGAGGCAACAAAAGUUGAGGCGAAACCAUCAAAGGAGGUGAAGAAUGGUAAAGAAGAGGAGAAAAAUGAUUUGUCAGAAGAAGACAAGCUGCUUCAGGAGGAGUUGGGCAACCUAGUCGAAAGGCUGCAAGAUUCGAACACAUCUUUGUACUUCUCGGCAUUAGAACUACUCCGUUCUCAAAUACGUGCGUCAACAACGUCAAUGACGAGCGUGCCAAAGCCGUUGAAAUUUAUGCGACCUCACUACGAUACAAUGAAGGUGGUAUAUGAAAAGAUAAAUGACCCGAAAACCAAGGAGCUCUGUUCAGAUGUCAUAUCUGUCCUAGCGAUGAGUAUGGGAGAGGGAAGGGAAUGUCUCAAGUACCGCUUGACUGGUUCAGCAUUAGAAAUCGGGGAAUGGGGACACGAGUACGUCAGGCAUUUGUCAGGCGAGAUUGCAGGAGAGUGGGAUCAAGUAACCGGCGAUGACGCCGAAGUGAUCAGGGAAAAACUCGUAGACUUGGCACGUGAAAUUGUCCCCUACAACAUGGCUCACAAUGCCGAAGCCGAGGCAUGUGACUUACUCAUGGAAAUCGAACGGCUCGAUUUGCUUGAUCAGUAUGUUGACGAGAGUGCUUACCCAAGGGUUUGCCUAUACCUCACCAGCUGCGUACCUUACGUUGCUGAUCCAGAAAAUAGUACACUCCUUCACGCUGCCCUCAAGCUCUUCAGGAAGUUUGGUCAGUAUCCGCAAGCUCUCAGGCUCGCCAUGCAGCUCAAUGACUUGACAUUGAUAGAGGAUAUUUUUACUUCAUGCAAGGAUUUAUCCGUUCAAAAGCAGCUGGCGUUCAUGCUUGGUCGUCAGCAAAUAUUUUUGGAAUUGAAUGAGAACUCAAAUGAGUACGAUGACCUGGUUGAAAUAAUGUCCAACGCCCACCUAAACAACCAUUUUCUAAACUUGGCUCGAGAGUUGGAUAUAAUGGAGCCAAAAACACCCGAAGAUGUCUACAAAUCUCAUCUGGAAAAUUCGCGACCACCAUUUGGAGGUGGUCAAGUAGAUUCAGCACGUCAAAACCUCGCGGCAAGUUUUGUAAACGGUUUUGUUAACGCCGCAUUUGGUCAUGACAAGCUACUGAUAGAGGACGGUAAUAAGUGGCUCUACAAGAACAAGGAACACGGAAUGCUCAGCGCCACAGCUUCCUUAGGACUCGUUUUAUUGUGGGACGUUGAUGGCGGCUUGACCCCGAUCGACAAGUACCUGUAUUCCGCUGAGGACUACAUAAAAUCCGGGGCUCUAUUGGCUUGUGGAAUCGUGAACUGUGGAGUCAGGAACGAGUGCGACCCGGCGCUUGCUUUACUGUCCGACUAUGUCCUUCACAGCAGCAACAGCAUGCGCGUAGGCGCGAUAGUUGGUCUGGGACUGGCUUACGCAGGUUCAAAUCGUGAGGCUGUCCUCAGCCUGCUUACCCCUGUGCUCAACGACCCCAAAUCUAACUGGGAAGUUAUUGCUUGUACUGCUUUGGCCCUCGGCAUGGUGGCAGUUGGCUCUUGCAAUGCCUACGUUACGACGGCGAUAAUGCACGCAUUGAUGGAGAAGACUGAUGCCGAACUGAAAGACACAUAUUCGAGGUUUUUGCCCCUUGGACUAGGCUUGUGCUUGUUGGGUAAGCAGGAGGCAGCAGAGGCAAUAAUUGCUGCUCUGGAAGUUGUGCCUGAACCAUUCAAGGCGAUGGCAACGACUAUGGUCGAGGUUUGCGCCUACGCAGGGACAGGAAAUGUGUUGAAGAUUCAACAAUUGCUUCACAUUUGUUCAGAGCAUCAUGAGUCAAGUAAUGAGAAGGACGAGAAGAGCGAUCGUAAGGAAAAAGACAAAAGGGACGAAAAGAGGGAAGAGAGGGAGAGAGAGCUCAGCUCCCGCCAAUCUAUCGCUGUACUAGGGAUUGCCCUUAUUGCUAUGGGCGAAGAAAUAGGCGCCGAAAUGGCAUACAGGACUUUUGGGCAUCUUCUCAGGUACUGCGAACCUGUCAUACGUCGUUCUGUGCCCCUUGCUUUGGGACUCAUCUCCGUAUCGAACCCCAAACUAAACAUCCUCGAUACCCUCUCGAAGUUUUCUCACGACAGUGACUCUGAGGUUGCUCACAAUGCUAUUUUCGCCAUGGGACUUGUUGGUGCCGGUACCAACAACGCCAGACUUGCAGCAAUGCUCAGACAGCUUGCUCAGUAUCACGCCAAGGACCCGAACAACCUAUUCAUGGUUCGUAUCGCACAAGGCCUUACCCACCUUGGAAAGGGAACGUUGACCCUGUCGCCUUACCACAGUGACAGACAACUUCUCAGUCCUGUAGCAGUUGCGGGACUUUUGGGUACUCUGGUCGGAUUUUUGGAUGUCAAGAACAUAAUACUUGGUCGCAGUCAUUAUCUUUUGUACACACUCGCGACAGCGAUGCAGCCUAGGAUGUUGGUUACUUUUGACGAAGAGCUGAACCCCCUCGCCGUACCUGUUCGAGUUGGUAUUGCCGUUGACGUUGUCGGGCAGGCGGGUAAACCAAAGACGAUAACGGGCUUUCAAACGCACACGACACCCGUCCUGCUAGCCCACGGAGAAAGAGCGGAAAUGGCAACUGAAGAAUACGUACCACUGACGCCGAUAAUGGAAGGUUUUGUAAUUCUAAGAAAAAAUCCCGACUUCACGCCUUAAUAACGAUUUUUUAUUUUCCACUAUUAAUGUAUUAACUUUUAAAAUAAGUAUGUGAAUGAUGAAUAAUAAAAAAAGUAACGAAAUUUAAAGAAGA